Messenger RNA from Micropterus salmoides (largemouth bass), 4619 nucleotides. Its product is annotated as receptor-type tyrosine-protein kinase FLT3-like. The record is from RefSeq and is a predicted model, not a curated record. The coding region runs from base 98 to 3058 and encodes 986 amino acids. The transcript is spliced from 24 exons. Gene Ontology annotation, cellular component: signaling receptor complex. Gene Ontology annotation, biological process: cell surface receptor protein tyrosine kinase signaling pathway; cytokine-mediated signaling pathway; B cell differentiation. Gene Ontology annotation, molecular function: transmembrane receptor protein tyrosine kinase activity; ATP binding. Lineage: Eukaryota; Metazoa; Chordata; Actinopteri; Centrarchiformes; Centrarchidae.
UAAAAAGCUAGGCACACAUCUCAAAGUUUCGCUGUCUGAGCGUACAUUUGAGUAUGUGACACUGACAGAAAGAGCAUCAACACGGAGGCAGAAAAACAUGAUUGCGGCUGUUCUGCUGUGUGCUGUGGUGCUGCACUGCUCUGAUGGUGUGGCGGUGCAGAAUCAGCAUUGCAUGACCAGUAAUGAGGUGACAUUCUUUGUUCCAGCAGACUAUGUGAAUUCAUCUGGUCCUGUCAGCGUAGAGGCCUGUGUUGGUAAGAAACUCAACAUCUCCCUGGAGCACUUAUCUGAAUACCCUGUCUGCGACUGGAUCAGAGGAGUAGACCAAGUACUGACAGUAAAUGGGAGUCACUCCAUGGUCCUACCACCGCUCUCUCAGACAGAUUCAGGGGAGUACACGCUGAGCUGUAAAACUAGCAAUGAGACCUGGUCAAUGAAAGUGUCUCUUUGUGUAAAGGGACGUCCCACAAAACCAAAGCUGACACUGGAUCGCCUAGAACACCAAAAGAAAUCCCCAUAUUUCAAAUGCAUCUCUGAGGGCUGCCCAAAGCCAACUAUUGAUUGGACUGGAAACCGCGCAAAGCGUGGGGAUUCAAUAUCCAGCAGUCUGUAUGCUGAGAGUGGAGUGAUGUGCUGUGCCAGUAACACAGAAGGACAAGAAUGCUCCCAACUGUAUGACUACGUCCUAGGGAGUGACUCAGUGAAAAGUGACGAAGUUUCUAAUGUGACUUUGAGCACUGGUCAGUCUUUACUGCUUCGCUGCCGAAUAAAGUCUCAACAGCCACCUGAGUGGAAGAAUGGCAGCCAAAUAAUGGAUGCCAAAACAAUCACCUGCUCUAAAGCCAAGAAGAAGAUUUGCAUUAAAAAUGACUUACAUUUGGGAUAUUGGAUGGCCUACCUGUUCAUAGAAUCACUUGAUGUGGAGCACAGUGGCACAUAUACCUGCAGUUUUCCAAAUUUCAAACCAAAGUUAGUCCACAUUCACGUAAAGGCUGAAGAUUUCAUCGAUUUCAAGCUGGAUCAGAGCAAGGAAGUUCUGGCUCAGAACGUAUCCAGCUCCUGUUUGCAAGCCAGUGUUUCCUACCGCCCUGUGCUCAACAACUGUUUCUGGGAAGCUCCUGAUAAAACUAGGACUAAAUGCAUCAGGGACAGCUGGGUGACAGAACACAGGACUGUGAAACUAUGUAAUCAACUCAAAUCAGGACUUUAUAAGUUACACUUGGAGGCUGGAGGAAAAAAACAAACAGCAAAUAUAUCAGUGUGUGUUGUGGGCAAUCCGGACUUCAAAUUCAGUAGUAUUGGGGGUAACAUAACCGUUGAGACUGUGAGUCUUGUGCCAGCAAAUUAUACGUGGAAAUCUUGUUCCAACGACAGUUGUCAAACAGUCGAAAAUGCUGGUCACACAGUGGAGGAUGUCUCCUGUAACAAGACAAUCAAGAGCUCCCUACAUACCAAUCUAGUGAAAGGACACAGUCUUAAGUUUUGCCUGGAAAACUCAGUUGGCUCCUGGUGCAGUCCUCAAAACACCAUAUUGUACCAAGCACCUUCAGUCAAAGCUGUCAAAGGUCUUCCAAAUAUUGAUGACAGCAGCUUGAUGGUGCUGAAAGUAGGCAGUAUGCUUCUGCUUCUGGCAUUGGCAGUAGUUAGUGUGGUGCUCAUGUACUUUGUCAAAAGAAAACCCCAGUACAAGCCGCAGCUUCAGAUGAUCCAGAUGGUUGGACCCAACGACAAUGACUACAUCUACAUAAACUUCAAUGACUUUGAGUAUGACCUGAAAUGGGAGUUUCCCAGGGAGAACCUCGAACUGGGUAAAGAACUGGGCUCUGGGGCUUUUGGCAUGGUGGUCCAGGCUACAGCGUAUGGCAUCAGCAAACCUGGAGUCUCACAGCAGGUAGCUGUCAAGAUGCUUAAAGAAAAACACGAGACGAUGGAGAAGGAGGCUCUGAUGUCAGAGCUCAAGAUGCUGACUCACAUCGGUCAACACGCCAACAUUGUUAACCUGCUCGGGGCAUGCACAGACACAGGACCCACAUACCUGAUUUUCCAGUACUGCUGUUUUGGAGAUCUACUGAACUACCUAAAGAAAAACAGAGACCGCUACCACAAGUCUGUCACUGAUGCUUUCAGUAAGGACCGUUUCACCAGCCUUUACCACAACCUGCAGCGCGGGAAGGGCUCUAGUGAGCUGGACACACCUUUGGACAAUUACGUUCCCAUGCACUGUUCUACCACCAGAGGGCAGGAGGACAUCGCCCUCCUCACUCUCAACUUCGGUGACAUGGACAGCUUUGAAGACCCAGAGAUCUACGAAGACCCAGAUGAUCAGACAGUGGACAUGCAAGCCCUGACCUUUGAUGACCUGCUCAGCUUCGCCUUCCAAGUGGCCAAAGGCAUGGAGUUCCUGUCCUCCAAGAACUGUAUCCAUCGAGACCUGGCAGCCCGAAAUGUGUUAGUGACAAAGGGCAGACUGGUGAAGAUUGGUGACUUUGGACUGGCCCGGGACAUUGAAAACGACUCCAACUAUGUCGUGAGAGGAAAUGUGCGUUUGCCAGUGAAGUGGAUGGCACCGGAGAGCACCUUUCAGGGGAUAUACACCAUGAAGAGUGACGUCUGGGCUUAUGGCAUUCUGCUCUGGGAGAUCUUCUCACUCGGUGUUACUCCGUACCCAGGAAUGAAGGUGGAUCACACGUUCUAUUCAAUGAUUGAGAGAGGAUUUAAGAUGGAGUGUCCAUACUACGCCGACGAGUCUGUGUACGGGAUGAUGUGCAAGUGUUGGGCCCUGGAUCCCUGCAACCGGCCAUCUUUCUCCAAACUGGUGUCCUUCAUGUGUGAUAUGCUGACAGACAGAGAGGAGAAGCUCUACCAUAACAUGCUCGACCAGUCAUCCAGCGACUACCAGAAUGCACCGGCCAUUUUGGACAUUUCCGCCUUGACAAGACAAAGCGAGAACAAGACGCAGACAGCCAAUAACUACUGUCGAACCCAUGCGACUGAAGAGAGCAAAGUAGACACCGUGGCAGCUGAGGAGGAGCUUCUGAAGCCGUCUGAUACAGAGUGAUCCCCUAUCACUGAAAGCCUGUUGACCAAAUGUUCAAAGCAUUUUAUCUAACAAUAGUUACAGGAGACUGCAUUUGCUUUAUAUUAUAUUAAAAAGUUUUACUCGGGACAUGUAGCAUAUACUUAACAUAACUUUUCAGGAUCUCCAGAAGUAACCAAACAUACAAUGGGUUUUUUUUCUCCCCUACGGGAUUUGAGCGAAUUAUAUUCUCACUGACAAUGUGGUCUGAAUGUAAAUACUGACUUUUUUAUCUUUUUAUUGUGCAGCUAAAAGUGAGAAAAGGAUCCCUAAAAUUCUCAGGACUAUGUAAUAUAGGGGAGCACGGGGCACAAGCUAACACGGGGUAAGAUGUAACACAGACAUUAUACGUUGUUGCACAGGGUCAAGCAGAUUGUGUUUCAGGUCAGUUUAUCAAAGAGCCAGCAGACGGUCUCUCUACAAUUUUUAGAGUGAUUGGACUUAUUUUUGUCAAGAUAGGGAAGAGCGCUUUCACAGCAUAAAAGUACAUUUUUGUUGCAUACUUCUUUUUUGAUUUCUGAGCUGUGUGUGUAAGUCACUGAAUCCAAUCAUGGAUUACCUUAAUAACCAUUUUUUUUGCCUAAAACGUAGUACAGCUGACCAACUUAAAGACAAACUCACCAGAGUGGGGUUACAACUAACCCCUAUCAAUAUUUACAUAUAUAUUUUGAUGUGUGGAUACAAUCCAUCUAUCCAUUGGUCCAUCCAUUUGAAUAUAAAUCCAUGAUAGACCAUAAUUUAGAUGAAAAGACAUCUCUCUUUCUUUAUAUGAUAUAUAUCAUGGAUGGAAAGUGAUAAUAUCUACAAAUAUCUACUUAUCUAUUUAUCAACUCAUGAUGGAUGAUUGGUUGAGGGUUAAAUGGAUGUGUGGAUAUCUGUCAUAUAUAGAUCCAUAAAUUAUUCACCUAUAAUAUAUACAUAUAAUUUAAUUUAAUCAGAUAGAAUUUUUUGGAUGAACAGAAUUUUCUAGCAAGUGUUACAACUAACCCCACACAUGGGAGAAGUUGUAAAAUUUCACUCCCUCAACAUUCAGCACAAUUGUACAAGAACGGUAGGUCCUAGAAAUAAACUUCAAGUGUUCAUUUGUAUCGAGAUGUGUGUUGCUUGUAUAAAAAUAUGAUUAAUCAAACGCAAAUGUUUUUCAGUUAUUUAGUCCAAACCAAAAUGUGUUAGGUUGUGCCACUCUUCCCUACACAUGUAUUUAGACUUGUAAGCUAUAGCCUAGAGUUGUCACUCUUUUUCUACAUUCAGCCUGUAGCAACUGAUCAAGGUUCAAGGUUCAUACAAUUGUUUUUUGUUUGUUUGAUUGUCUUAAGCUACAAUGCAUAGACCUAUAGAAACAACCUUUUUGCCUUAAAAUACUGUCUUGUAAUGGUAAUUAUUUUGUUGUGGCCUGUGUUAUCUCAGUUUUGUACACAUUUAUGUAUUUGUUCAAACCAAGCUUCUCUAUUUUAUUUUAACAUUUUUUUAAUACAUUAGGCUAUAUUGUCAUGUUUAGGAAUAGCAUUAUACCUGCAAUAAAACGUACUUUUAAUAACAACGA